AUGCGCAUGCUCUUCCUCGUGCUCGCCGCGCGCUCGGGAGCCGGAGUGGCGGGGUCGGAGCUGCUGCAAUGGCGCGAGUGGCCGCGAGGGGUCGUGCUGGGGCUCUCCAGAGGGCGAGACCACUACGCGGUGCUCGCGGCGGCGCACGGGGCAGCUUCAGCUGAAACAGAGCCUCAGCAGCGCCUUCAGGCAGUGCAGCACAACGCCAGUGGCCUCUCUGGAGCUGUGCGGCGGCUGGCGGGCCUGUGCGACGGCGCCGAUCCGUGGGCUCGGGACGCGCAGUCGGCUCGCGUGCCGGUUGCCGAGUCAGCCUGGCUGGCGAGAAGCGCCAAGGCCUUCCCUGCAUUCUGGGCGCUGCCCAGAAGUGCGCAGUACCUUUGCUGCGCCGACGGGCGGCCUCGAUGCGGAUUGCCGCGAGUGGCGUGGGAGCCUCCAGUGGCGCGGUCGUUCACCGGCGCCGCCGCGAUCGCCGAGGCGCUGCGCGGGAACGCGGUGCUCACCGACCUCAACCUCGACUCCAACCAGAUCCGCGACGAGGGCGCCGCUGCGAUCGCCGAGGCGCUGCGCGGCAACGCGGCGCUGACCAAGCUCGUGCUCUGGGACAACAACUUGGGCGACGAGGGGGAGGGAGUGAUUCGGGAUGCGGCGAGCGGGCGGUUCGAACUCAAGAUGUGA
Emiliania huxleyi CCMP1516 is the source of this 675-nucleotide messenger RNA. RefSeq lists its product as hypothetical. The transcript has a single exon. The coding region runs from base 1 to 675 and encodes 224 amino acids. Gene Ontology annotation, biological process: activation of GTPase activity; nucleocytoplasmic transport. Gene Ontology annotation, cellular component: perinuclear region of cytoplasm; nucleus; cytosol. Lineage: Eukaryota; Haptophyta; Isochrysidales; Noelaerhabdaceae. Gene Ontology annotation, molecular function: small GTPase binding; GTPase activator activity. The record is from RefSeq and is a predicted model, not a curated record.